AUGUCUACACAAACAACCGUCGAAAGGGCCUCCAAGCGCAAGCCGCAAGGCCGAGCCGGCGUUGUCAAUGGCAAACUCUACCUGUCUCAAGGCAUCGUGAGAGAUUUGGCCCCAGCACAUGGCUCGGGGGGGCAAUUCGAUACAAUCCCGAUCAUUGAUCUGGCUGCUAUGGUAUCGCCGGAUCCCGAGCAACGAGCUCUCGAGAAACUGGUGGCCGACAUCAAAGACGCAUGCACGCGAGUUGGGUUCUUUGUGAUCAGGAAUCAUGGCAUUGACUGGAAAAUCGUUGAGGAUGCCUUUGCGGCCGUGGAGGAGUUCUUUGGACUGCCUCUGGAGAAGAAGAUGGCUGUGCACCAGAGCAAAAGCCCGAGCUUUAUGGGAUAUGAGGAACCUUACUACACCAAUGUUGACCGACUAAAAAGAGGUGAUCUCAAGGAGUCGAUGACAACCGCAUACGAUCCUUGGACCGACGAACUGGGAAUUGGCGAUGGUGUGCCUGAGCUUCUCAUCCGCAAGAACUUAUGGCCCAGUGAGGAAGAUGCGCCCAAGUUCCGACCCGCCAUGGAGAAAUAUCGCAACGUUUGUCUCUCCUUGAUGAGGAAGUUAAUAAAGAUUCUUGCUCUGGCAAUGGGCGAGGAAGCGACAUAUUUCGACCGCAAAACCACCUAUCCGAUUGCUGGCAUUCGGGCCCUUUAUUAUCCCCCUCAAACCACUCCUGAGGACGAGGAGACCGGCUUGGGGGCUCACACCGAUGUUCAACUGAUGACGAUGAUCGCCCAAAAGCCAUACAAUGCGCGGUCACUCCAAGUGCUCAAUGCAAACGGCGAAUGGAUCCAUCCGGAGCUUGAACCACAGACGUUCGUAGUGAACCUGGGUGAUAUGGUCGCCCGACUGACGAACGACACCUUUGUCAGUACCGUGCAUCGUGUGUGCAACAAUGGGACAGAUGCCGUCGGUCGCUACUCGCUACCCUUCUUCUUUGGACUGAGCAACGACGAGCUGGUCUCAACUCGGCCGCAAUUCAUCACAGAAGAAGCCCCAUUAAAUCCGUUGUACAAGAAUCCCAUUACAGGCUAUGAGCAUUACAACAACAGGAUGCGAAUCGCGCAUCAUGAACACCCGACAGCUGAAGGCAAAUCAUCCGCUGCCCUGCCUUAUGGUAUGACGAAGAUCGACGGAGAAUUAGUUCCUGGAAUGUAGGCAAAUGAGGAUCGAAAGAUGUCACGUCACCAAUACAGCUC
Molecule: messenger RNA, 1241 nt
Organism: Cladophialophora immunda
Lineage: Eukaryota; Fungi; Ascomycota; Eurotiomycetes; Chaetothyriales; Herpotrichiellaceae
Exons: 3
Coding region: 1-1200 (399 amino acids)
Molecular function (GO): dioxygenase activity
Source: RefSeq, a predicted model, not a curated record